AGUGAAAGGGAAACAAUCUGAAACCAUGUAAAAGUUCAACUUUUCUGUGAAAGCCCCACAGCUGCGGUGGAUGGUGGCCAGGCCGCAGGGACCACAGACUCUGCAGGAAGAUACACGUUGGGUCUCCGAGCUGAAUUCGCAGCCCCAAGGUCAGACAGAGGAGAGAGCGUCUGGGUGUGGAACAAUGGCCGGGUCAGCUGACACCAUUGUGAUGCCGGCUCUGGGCCGCCCGUUCCAGCUGGGGAUGCUGUACGACUGCCGCAGCGACUCCCUCAUCCCAGGGGUCACACUGUGGGGCCUGGACCAGCUUCUCAAGGAUGUAAGCAGAAAACCACAACCUAGGACUGAAUUUGAGAUCAUCGCAUCUGACACCAUUGAAGACAAGGCCAAUGCCCUCAAUGUCACAGCCUCGCUGAAGGCCAGUUUCCUGGGGGGGCUGGUUGAAGUAAGUGGAUCUGCCAAAUACUUAAAUGACACCAAAACAUCCAAACAACAGGCCAGAGUUACUCUCCAGUACUCUGCCACAACAAAGUUUGAGCAACUAACUAUGAACCAUUUAGGACCAGAGAAUGUCUCUUAUCGUGCUGUAUUUGACCAAGGCACGGCCACCCAUGUGGUCACGGCUGUGCUGUACGGGGCUCAGGCUUUCUUCGUGUUUGAUCGGGAAGUUUCUUCUUCUGAGAAUGUACGUGAGAUAGAGGGAAAGCUCAAGCUUGCAAUUAAAAUUAUACCCCCGGUUUCCAUAGAAGGGGAAGGAGCUGUCAAAAUGGAUGACAGGGAAAAAUUAAAUGCUGAAAAUUUUAACUGCAAGUUCCAUGGUGAUUUUGCUCUUGAGAAAAAUCCAACUAAUUUACAAGAUGCCAUGAAAAUGUAUUCCACCCUCCCGAAGCUGCUGGGUGACAGCGGGGAGAACGCCGUACCAAUGAGAGUCUGGCUGUACCCGCUGACCAAGCUGGAUUCCAGAGCGGCUCGGCUGGUGCGUGAGAUCAGUUUAACACUGAUUUCUGAUGCUCAGACUGCUAUGGAGGAACUGGCAGAACUAAACAUGCGAUGCAAUGACAUGGUGAAGAAUCCGAUCACCACAAGCUUCCCCGAAAUCAAGCAGAAAAUCCAGCAAUUCAGAGAUCUGUGUAAGCAACACAGACAGACUUUCCAGAAACAGCUAGCAAGCCUCUUGCCGUCUAUCCGUGGAGGUGGAAAAGAGGAAGGGGCUCUGGUGGAUAUUUUAUCAUGGAAAAAUCAGUCACCGUUCAAUACCCAGCGUCUCAGUGAAUUUCUGGAUACAAAGGAGAAAGAGGUGAAUUAUGUGAAUUCCUACCUUAGGAUCCUAAGCAAUGUGGAGGUGGUGUCCUCUCAGAGUGAACUAGAUAAAAUAGUACUCGACCCUGAUCUUGACUUUAUCGUCUCCUUUACAUUCACCUCACUGUGUGAAGAGGAGCCAUAUUUAUCAGAUUUAAAACAAUGGCUUCAGACCCAGUUUAUAAAGGAAACUCAUGAUCCUGCCUUAGCCAGUUCUGUUGCUGAGAAACCAAAAUCCAAAGUGUGGUUUGAGGAAAAAAAAAUAUAUCAAAAAGCUCGAAAAUCUGCAAAGUCCCUUUCACAUUUUGUCAGUGUCAACAAACCUAACAGGAAGACUCGGUUCAUUGUGGCCUCUGUCCCAGACAAGGACAAUCCAGGCACUUCCAUUUACCUAUAUGGAGAUGGAGAGCUGAUCAGCACCAACUUUGAGCCUCCAUCAAAGCCUCUUCCUCCCCUGAUUGAUGGAAUCAGACAUGACCGUGUGCAGCUCACGUUUAACCCAGCAGCCUAUGGCAGGGCUGAGAUAUCCGGCUAUCGGGCAGAGUACAGAAUUGUAGGGCAGGAGAACUGGACGGCUGUGACUGUAAAUAACACACAAGAGACAUUCACAGUAACAGGGCUCCGUGCAAACACCGAGUACCAGUUCCGAUACGCUGCAGUGAGCAAACCAGGGCUCAGCGAGAGCAGCGACGUGAGUGAUCCUGUGAAGACUCUUCCCCCUACCAGCUCUCCUGGGAAGCCCGUAACAGUUAUUGUAGAUUCAUCUGCCAUUGCCCUUUCCUGGGAGAGUCCAAGUGUCACUGGAGACGGAGUUAGAAUAAAGGAGUAUAAGGUGGAAUAUAAAGAGGAUGCAGGAGAUACGGGUCAGGAGGGGAAAGACAAAUGGCUGGAACGAAGGACAGGAAAGAGAACCGAGUUCUGUAGCGUUGAUGGACUGCGUCCUGAGACCUCCUACAGAUUCCGGGUGUCGGCUGUGUGUGCGGAUGGGGCUGUGAGUGACCCGAGCGAGGAGACUUGCAUCUCAACCCUAAAGAAAGCGAAUGUGACUCUGGAUCCAGACACGGCACAUCCUGAGCUCAUCCUGUCUGAAGAUCGAAGAAGCGUGAGCCGGGGACACGAGAGCCAGAUGUUGCCUUACAAACCGGAGAGAUUUGAUUAUUUGCUCAGUGUGCUGGGCUCUGAGGGGUUCACCUCGGGGAAACAUUCCUGGCAGGUGAAGGUGGAGGGAGGGGCAUCCGCAGACUGGGCUGUGGGGGUAGCUAAACAGUCUGUGCUGAGGAAGGGAGAGGUUGGCUUUACCCCCGAAGAGGGGGUCUGGGUGGUGCAGAAAUGGGGCAGUGCCCAAGACUAUCGGGCUCACACCUCCCCUGUCACCCGCCUCUCCUUGAGUAGAAAACCCAGCAGGAUCUGGGUCUCUCUGGACUAUGAAGGGGGGUCGGUGGCAUUUAAUUAUGCUGAUAAUCUGGCCCCGAUUUUCACUUUCCCACGGGCCUCUUUCAAUGGGGAGAAAAUUUUCCCUUUCUUCUGGGUCUGGGGUACAGGAUUCCAGCUGAGCCUGCAUCCCUGAGACUCAGGGUAGCCCAGGGCCCUGUCAGUACCAUAGAGAGCAGGCUAGAUAAACCCAUUUCACGGUCCGGCCGUGACGGCCCGGUCUGCUUGUUCUCAUGCUGUAUGGUUCUGUAGGGUUAUAUCAGAGAACAGGGUCAGAGAAAGGUGUGGGGGGGAGAAAGAGUACCUCCGGG
Messenger RNA from Mauremys reevesii (Reeves's turtle), 3041 nucleotides. RefSeq names its product stonustoxin subunit alpha-like. Lineage: Eukaryota; Metazoa; Chordata; Testudines; Geoemydidae. Gene Ontology annotation, molecular function: protein binding. The record is from RefSeq and is a predicted model, not a curated record. The coding region runs from base 71 to 2866 and encodes 931 amino acids. The transcript has 4 exons.